Molecule: messenger RNA, 4071 nt
Organism: Aspergillus bombycis
Lineage: Eukaryota; Fungi; Ascomycota; Eurotiomycetes; Eurotiales; Aspergillaceae
Product: aminophospholipid-translocating P4-type ATPase DRS2
Exons: 3
Coding region: 1-4071 (1356 amino acids)
Biological process (GO): post-Golgi vesicle-mediated transport; endocytic recycling; phospholipid translocation
Cellular component (GO): plasma membrane
Molecular function (GO): magnesium ion binding; ATP binding; ATP hydrolysis activity
Source: RefSeq, a predicted model, not a curated record
AUGGCCAGCGGUAGACCUCCCGGUCACCACCCAGCCGCUGGCCGCGAUGACGACCUGCUGCAGCUGGAGGACACGACCCCUAUGUAUAAUUCUGGACAGCGCCCGCCCGUCAACGACGACCAUUUGUUGCAACAGUACAAUAUCGAUGACUCCGAUUACCCCCAGGCGCGACCUUCAAUUUCCUAUGACCAGUUUGUCGGCGGACAGGCGCCGCCGCACUCCGGUGCCCAUGCGACAGUCUCCGCGCACCCUCCGCCGCACUCCGGGGCGUACAUAGGCGAUCCUUACAUGGGGGCCGCCAAUGUAUCUCGAACCUAUUCUCAAACCUCGGGCUUGGACAACUACCGGCGCUACUCCGUUGACGAAUACGAUGAUGGGUACUACCAUGUGGAUGAUCAUGAUGAUUAUAUGCAGUCCGAACAUCGCGUACAGGAGGCGAAUCAACGGAAUAGCAUACUGGGCUUGGGAGGGGGGCUAAUGGGAAGAGCAAAGCACAUGCUGGGCAUGGGUCAGGAAUACUCGGACAUGAACCUUCCUCUCACAGAGGCCGGUGCAAGGGCGGCACGAGUUGACAGCACCGAACACGCCGAGGGAGGCAUCCCCCCAAGUCAGAAAAAGUCGAGGAAGUCGGAUUUCAAGUUUGGGUUCGGGCGGAAGAAGGUCGACCCUUCGACACUUGGACCUCGCAUGAUCGUGCUGAACAAUCCCCCGGCCAAUGCGGUGCAUAAGUUCGUCGACAACCACGUCUCUACCGCGAAGUAUAACAUCAUCACCUUUAUUCCGAAGUUCUUAUACGAACAGUUCUCGAAAUACGCCAACCUGUUUUUCUUGUUCACUGCUGUCCUCCAGCAAAUUCCAAACGUGUCGCCGACAAAUCGUUACACCACAAUUGGUCCGUUGUUGAUCGUGCUGUUGGUCUCUGCUAUUAAGGAACUUGUAGAAGACUAUAAACGACGCUCGUCUGACAAGUCCCUCAAUUACUCGAAGACUCAAGUUCUGAAAGGAUCAGCAUUCCACGAAACGAAAUGGAUCGAUGUCGCGGUGGGAGAUAUCGUUCGUGUUGAGUCAGAGCAGCCCUUUCCCGCCGAUUUGGUUCUGUUGGCGUCUUCUGAACCUGAGGGCUUGUGCUACAUCGAAACCGCCAAUUUAGAUGGAGAGACCAACCUAAAAAUUAAGCAGGCAAUUCCGGAGACUGCACAUUUGGUAAGCCCCGCUGAUCUUAGCCGGCUGAGUGGCCGGGUUCGAUCGGAGCAACCGAAUAGCAGUCUUUACACCUAUGAAGCUACCCUGACGAUGCAUGCGGGAGGAGGGGAAAAGGAACUCCCUCUAGCACCGGACCAACUUCUUCUUCGAGGAGCUACCCUGCGAAACACGCCGUGGGUUCACGGUAUUGUCGUCUUCACUGGCCAUGAGACGAAGCUGAUGCGAAAUGCGACAGCGACUCCGAUCAAGCGGACGGCCGUAGAGCGCAUGGUCAACAUUCAGAUCUUGAUGUUGGUCAGCAUUCUAAUCGCUCUUAGUGUUAUCAGCUCUGUUGGCGAUCUUAUUAUCCGACAAACCGCAGCCGACAAACUCACCUACCUUGACUAUGGCAGUACGAACGCAGUAAAGCAAUUCUUCCUCGAUAUAUUUACCUAUUGGGUCCUUUAUUCCAAUCUUGUCCCAAUCUCGCUCUUCGUGACAAUUGAAAUCGUCAAGUACGCCCAGGCGUUCCUAAUCAAUUCUGACCUCGAUAUCUAUUACGACAAAACCGACACUCCGGCAACCUGUAGAACGUCAUCGUUAGUCGAAGAACUUGGGCAGAUAGAGUACAUCUUUUCAGAUAAGACAGGAACCUUGACUUGCAACAUGAUGGAGUUCAAGCAGUGUACAAUUGGCGGCAUCCAAUAUGGUGAAGACAUCUCAGAAGAUCGACGAGCCACUGUAGAAGACGGAGUGGAAGUCGGGGUACAUGACUUCAAAAAGCUCAGGGAGAACCUACAAGGAGGUCAUCCGACAGCAGAUGCGAUUCAUCAUUUUCUCACACUUCUCUCUACCUGCCACACUGUUAUCCCUGAAAGAUCUGAAAAGGAACCUGACAAAAUCAAGUACCAGGCAGCCUCUCCUGACGAGGGCGCUCUCGUUGAAGGUGCUGCGACGUUGGGCUACCAAUUCACAAAUCGGAGACCUCGCUCCGUGCUCUUCACAGUAGGGGGGCAUGAGUAUGAAUAUGAGCUGCUGGCUGUCUGCGAAUUUAAUUCGACGCGUAAACGAAUGUCAACGAUCUUCAGGUGUCCAGAUGGGAAGAUCCGAAUUUACACCAAAGGUGCAGACACCGUCAUCCUUGAGCGACUUAAUGCCGACAAUCCUAUCGUCGAGGCGACUUUGCAACACCUGGAAGAAUAUGCUUCGGAAGGUCUCCGGACUCUUUGUUUGGCGAUGCGCGAAGUUUCUGAGGAAGAAUUCCAACAGUGGUACCAAAUAUACGAUAAGGCUGCAACAACUGUUGGUGGAAACCGCGCAGACGAGCUCGACAAGGCUUCAGAGCUUAUCGAAAAAGACUUUUACCUUCUUGGAGCUACCGCUAUCGAGGAUCGACUGCAGGAUGGAGUUCCCGACACUAUCCAUACGCUACAGACUGCGGGAAUCAAAGUCUGGGUUUUGACUGGUGAUCGACAGGAGACUGCUAUCAAUAUUGGAAUGUCAUGCAAGCUGAUAUCGGAAGACAUGACGCUACUAAUUAUUAAUGAAGAGUCUUCUCAAGCCACCCGAGAAAACCUAACCAAGAAGCUGCAGGCUGUUCAGAGCCAGAAUGCUUCGGGCGAAAUUGAAGCGUUAGCUUUGGUUAUCGACGGACGCUCUCUGACAUUUGCGUUAGAGAAGGACAUGGAAAAACUCUUCCUGGACCUUGCUAUUCAGUGUAAAGCCGUAGUCUGCUGCCGUGUUUCUCCUUUGCAGAAGGCCCUGGUAGUCAAAUUGGUCAAGCGUCACCUCAAAUCCUUACUUCUCGCUAUCGGUGACGGUGCGAAUGACGUGUCCAUGAUUCAGGCCGCACAUGUUGGUGUUGGUAUUAGUGGCCUUGAAGGUCUCCAAGCUGCUCGGUCUGCCGAUGUGUCUAUAGCCCAGUUCCGUUAUCUCCGCAAACUCCUCCUUGUUCAUGGGGCGUGGAGUUACCACAGAAUCAGCCGUGUGAUUCUGUAUUCUUUCUACAAGAAUAUCGCUCUUUACAUGACACAGUUCUGGUACUCCUUCCAAAAUGCUUUCUCUGGCGAAGUUAUCUACGAGUCAUGGACCCUGUCCUUCUACAACGUCUUCUUCACAGUGCUCCCUCCAUUCGCGAUGGGUAUCUGUGAUCAGUUCAUCUCUGCUCGAUUAUUGGACCGGUAUCCUCAGCUGUACCAGCUUGGACAAAAAGGGAUGUUCUUCAAAAGACACAGUUUCUGGUCGUGGAUCUUAAAUGGUUUCUACCAUUCCUUGCUACUGUACAUUGUCUCGGAGUUGAUUUUCCUCUGGGAUCUUCCGCAAGUAGACGGCAAGGUUGCUGGCCAUUGGGUAUGGGGAUCUGCCCUGUACACGGCAGUCCUUGCCACGGUCCUUGGGAAAGCGGCACUGAUCACCAACAUUUGGACCAAAUACACGUUCAUCGCUAUCCCCGGAUCAAUGGUUAUCUGGCUAGCAUUUCUUCCAGCGUAUGGCUAUGCCGCACCCGCCAUCGGCUUCUCCACAGAGUACUACGGCACCAUUCCCCAUCUCUUCAAGUCACCUAUCUUCUAUCUCAUGGCUAUCAUCCUACCAUGUGUCUGUCUUCUUCGGGACUACGCCUGGAAAUACGCCAAGCGAAUGUAUUACCCGCAACAUUACCACCACGUCCAAGAGAUACAGAAGUAUAAUGUACAAGACUACCGCCCACGCAUGGAACAGUUCCAGAAGGCAAUCCGCAAAGUGCGCCAGGUUCAGCGCAUGCGCAAACAGCGCGGCUAUGCUUUCAGUCAGGCUGAUGAUGGCGCCCAAAUGAGAGUCGUCAAUGCUUAUGAUACCACGAGAGGAAGAGGGCGCUACGGUGAAAUGACCAGUUCCAGAGCCUUAGUAUAA